AUGCCCGACCGACCUCACUCUCACACUGCUCGUAUACUUCAUUCAUCCAAUACUUGUCACGUCUUCGUAAUUAAACGUGUAAAACUGAAACGAUCACGAACCGCCAGUGACAGCAGCAGCAGCAGCAAACGUGCUCAUGUGGACGAAGUUCCAUUCCCUGAUUUCUUCCAGCAAAUCUUGGUUGAUCUAGACAACCAGAUCGAGAUGGAAAGGGCUCAAGCGCAGCUCGAAUAUGCGCCUAAUUCAGAAUUCGGUUCAACCACCCAAAACGUUCAAGGAGGCGACGGUAGCGUUCAAACGGCACCCGCCACACAGGACACUCAGUCUUUAGAGGAGGAGGAGACCAACCUGCCUGACCCGUUUGAGGAGGAGAUCAACCUACCUGAGUGGUUUGAGGAUCUACUUGAUUUUGGCAAUGAGUUGCUCAAACCAUGGAGUCAGAGCGGAGAAGGUGAAUAA
Molecule: messenger RNA, 459 nt
Organism: Schistocerca serialis cubense
Lineage: Eukaryota; Metazoa; Arthropoda; Insecta; Orthoptera; Acrididae
Exons: 3
Coding region: 1-459 (152 amino acids)
Source: RefSeq, a predicted model, not a curated record